AUGCAAUUCCUUAUCCGCUUAACUGUGGCCGCUCUGUUGGUCCUCACUGUGCUCUGGGUCGGAUCGCAAGUGAGCAUAGUCCAGCCACAGCAGGAGAUAAUCCCCGAGACGAAUCCGGUGGAGGAUGAAUAUCGAGCGGCCACACCUACCGAUUCUAUACAGCCGGAUAUUGCAGAUAUCUCGCACACUCCUUCAGCCUCGCCUUCUCCUUCAGUCAGCAGGAAGAAGCGUCCGUCGAUAACGGACCUCCUCCCAUCCUACCAGAAGGACACUGCAUCCCCUCAAUGGGCCAUCGACAACAUGCUUGACACGACACAGACACCCAUUGACGGCGUCAUUGUCGUCGGAAGACUCAAAUUCGAGAGACCUGACUGGCUCAUCAAUGAAUUGCCUGACUGGCGCCACGCAAUUUACACGCGCGACGACCGUCGGCACCCCCUCAGCAUCCCCAAGAAUAAAGGCAAAGCCAGCACCGUCUACCUCCAAUACAUCAUCGACCACUACCACCAUCUGCCCGCGACGAUCGUUUUCCUGCACAACCACCGCAAACCAGGUCACACUGAGUUCCGCGACUACGGAAACGUGGCAGCCGUUACUUUUCUCCGACGGGAUUUUGUGCAGAAGAAUGGUUUCGCUAAUCUCCGCUGUACUACUAGCAGUUCUUCCAGUCCAAGUACCGAGUGCGGGAACGUGAUUCGUCCGGUUUCCGAUAGCAAAGAGAGUAGUGCGCAAGCAUCAUCUGUUGAACAGGAGUACCCAACUAUCUGGAAGACGUUUUUCAAUAGCACUGAUGUGCCGGAGAUGAUUGCGACGCCGUAUUGCGGGCAGUUUGCGGUGUCGAGGGAGCAGGUUCGCAAGCGGCCGAGGGAGGAGUAUAUGAGGUAUCAGCAGUGGGUGAUGGAGACGAAGUUGAAGGAUGAGGAGAUCGAGCAGGUGAUGGGGUCAUUGUGGCAUGUUAUUUUUGGGAGGGAGGCUGUAUAUUGUCCUGAUACGGCCAAGUGUUUUGAGGAUGUUUAUGGGUUGUGA
Messenger RNA from Aspergillus niger, 1026 nucleotides. RefSeq lists its product as uncharacterized. The transcript has 3 exons. NCBI's taxonomy places the organism in Eukaryota, Fungi, Ascomycota, Eurotiomycetes, Eurotiales, Aspergillaceae. The record is from RefSeq and is a predicted model, not a curated record. Bases 1 to 1026 code for a protein of 341 amino acids.